AUGUCGUCUUUCUUCAGGUCGGCGGCAGACAUUAGCUCUUCUCGUGAGGAAAGCACGUCAGAUGAGACCAGCGAUGAAUCAGACAGCAGCGACCAACAAAUUACAAGAGUACGCACCUUAGGGUCAAGUACCGCGGCAGAGGAGCAGUCUGGGCCUGGUGCAUCACAAGUACUUGCAGAAGGGUCUCGAAGCUCUAGCUACCACCGCGAUCUCUUAUUACAUGCUUUACUAGAGGAACGUUGCUACAACGAGGCAUUGGAAGACUUGAAAGCCGCUGGAUUCGAAUCCAAGGAGCAUCCACGAGUUCAGGCGCUGGCCAAGGAAAAAUAUUCUCGGCUCUCGCGCCAACUUGGCAGAUAUGGUCUCGAAACUGGCGACCUGGAUUCUGACCAAUUUGGACCUCUUCGCCAAACAUAUCGAGAUGGUCUGUCCGUGAUCACGCGAAAAUCUGUUGAUCUUCAGACACCCAUUGAGGAUAUUCUGGCACAGUCUCAAGGCAAUGACUUGCCUGGACCUUUACUUCGCUUGAUGGGAGGAGAACAGUCAGCAACCAUUAACAUGAGCCGGCGAUUCAGUGAUCUCGCAAUCGGUGGCUCGGAUCUGCAUGCUCAACCCAAACUUCUUGGUAACGGCAUACUGCCUGGUCACCCUUUGCUUAACUCAACACGCUACACACGCGACUUUGAAGAGUUUGGCAUUCUUGGAAAGGGAGGUUACGGUACCGUGUUUCGAUGCAAGCACAACCUGGACGGCAGACACUACGCGAUCAAGAAGAUCCCUCUAGGACCAACAAGGAUGCGCAAGAUUCAAGAAAACGGACAAGCAGAGCUCGAUCACAUUCUCGUUGAAGUGCGGACACUGGCACGCUUGGAGCACCCAAAUAUUGUUCGGUACCACAGCGGCUGGAUCGAGUGGGCGCCUCUGAUCUCCAGCAAGCAAGCGCUUGAGUUCAAUGGCCAUAAACUACUCGAAGCACCGAGAGAAACAGAAGAAGAGGAUGUCUCGGACAACUUUGAUCGCAAAAUACCAGCUAUCGACGUCCAAUUCGGCUAUGAUGAUGAUGAAGAUGGAGAUGAGGGUCCUUUCGAAAUGUCAACUGGUCGGACUCAACGUUUUGCGACCCAAGAAGAAGAAGAAGACAUCAUAUUCGAGGACUCCAGAAGAUCAGGAACGGCUACUUCUGAUACUCAAUCUCUUCAACCANNGGGUGAAUUGAUUGGACUACCCGUAAUCUUCAGAGCCAAUUUUGCUAAUCUUCGUCACAGAUCGUAUUCUGAAGGUGCACUUCUGCAAAAGAUUCAGAGUCGCAGCACAGUCGCAAGCGUGAGCGAAGAAAGCGAAGUCGAAGUCAUCACACGCAAGAACGAGCCUUCGGAAAGUAGCUAUGACGAGUCAUCGUUCAGCACCAACCAAAAACAUCAUACGUCUUCCUCGCCCUCUCUGGCGCUUCAUAUUCAGAUGUCACUAUACAGCAUGACUCUUUCCGAUUUCCUCGCUCCUGCCACAUACCCUGUUGCCAGCGAUAAUGUCUCGUCCCUCCGCCACUGUUUUCACGCUCAAUCGUCGCUCGAAAUUCUCUCUUCCAUCAUCGAAGGUGUUGAAUACUUGCACUCAGAGGGUAUAGUCCAUCGUGAUCUCAAGCCUGGCAACAUCUUCCUCGCUGUACGCGAAGGGUCGAAACCUCCUCCAGGCGCCCUUUCUCUGCACAAUUGUGCCUCUUGCGCCAGUCAGAACAUGUCCCGGCCUUUCAACGUCAGUGUCUGCAUCGGUGAUUUUGGCCUCGUCUCCGCUAUUGCAAGACCAGAAGAUACACCUCCGAUGGCUGGCGUUUCAUGCAAAGCAGUAGGCACAGAGAUUUAUCGUCCUUACACUGUCACUCGCGACAAUCAUCCCAGUUUGGAUGUCUACGCUCUGGGCAUCAUCGCCUUUGAAAUACUUCAUCCUUUUGGAACUAGAAUGGAGAGGCAUGAGAUGUUACAUCAACUCAAGAAAGGCAAUAUCUCUGGUAACUUGGAUACGAAAAUCAGGUGCAAAGGCAUGAGGAAAUGGAUCUUAAGCAUGGUGGAAGUGAAUGAGAGCCAGUGUCCUAGUUGGGAGAAGCUGAGAGACGAGUUGUCCGUUUUGCUCGAGCAGUGCAAGGUUCUUUGA
This is a messenger RNA of Aureobasidium uvarum, 2148 nucleotides long. NCBI's taxonomy places the organism in Eukaryota, Fungi, Ascomycota, Dothideomycetes, Dothideales, Saccotheciaceae. The record is from the annotation of a GenBank genome assembly.